GUCUUGGCGGCAUUCUGGUGUGCAUGAAAGUCCCCUCAGCAUCGAGUGUGGGCUCUAUGCAGUCGUUUGCAGCAGGUAUCAUGCUGACCUUGUCAUUUCAUGAACUGCUGCUACCUUCGGCGGAGGUGAUCGGUUUCCCGAUAGCCUGUGUGUGCACAGUCAUGGGUAUGCUUCUAAUGCAUACUAUAUCUCGGUGUUUACCCGCGGACGACGGAGAUGGAGUGCAGAAUGUGCUGUUUCAUGAUGGCCGGGACGAGGACAGGAAGUUCUUUCGUGUCGGCAUGGUAUCGUUCAUUGCCAUGAGUCUCCAUAAUGCUCCUGAAGGGCUUGCCGUGUUCUUAUCUACUAUGCAAAACCCGCAAUUCGGUGCGAUAUUCGCGCUAGCCAUCGCCCUUCACAACAUUCCGGAGGGUAUUGCGGUUGCGGCUCCGCUCUACAAAAGCACACGCAGUGUCCGUUAUACACUAAUGGUGACAUGCAUAGCCGGAAUGUUUGAGCCGCUGGGAGCGCUCACGGCCGGCUUUUUCCUUGAACCCUAUAUCACCACUACGAGACUGCAUGCCCUACUCGCCUCAGUUGCUGGCGUUAUGAUACAUAUGUCCGUUAAUGAACUGAUUCCGACAUCCCUGGAGCAUGCUGGGAAACAACAAACUGUAUUAAGCGUCAGUAUGGGAUUCGCCGCGUGUGUACUGCUUACCUUGACACUCCCAGAGGUUUAAACGUCCGUAUGCUUCGAUACACGCUUUACAGAGCGGUCGCUUGUUAUCACAUGCUCGAACACAGGAACAAUUACUGUGAUUCGAGCAUCUGGUUUCUCAUGGCUUAGUCUGGUCGGCCUUGCUGUCAAGCUGUGUGCAGGGAUAGAGGAGGGAAUGCACAGGAUUCUAUUUAAUCAUAGCCUUGUUUCAUUUAGAAGACUCUGAUUUAAUCGGCCUUGUCGGACAACCAUAAGUAUUAAGAUUUUACGCAUCUGUCAUUUGGUCUGUGACCUUGACGCGG
Sphaeroforma arctica JP610 is the source of this 999-nucleotide messenger RNA. RefSeq lists its product as hypothetical. Lineage: Eukaryota; Ichthyosporea; Ichthyophonida. Gene Ontology annotation, cellular component: membrane. Gene Ontology annotation, biological process: zinc ion transmembrane transport. The coding region runs from base 24 to 719 and encodes 231 amino acids. The transcript is spliced from 5 exons. Gene Ontology annotation, molecular function: zinc ion transmembrane transporter activity. The record is from RefSeq and is a predicted model, not a curated record.